ACCUGUCAGUACACGCUCGACCAUCAAGCCUGUAAGUUCGCGUGAUAUUUUUCUUCCGUUAUCGCUGUUCGUAAUAUUUCGUAUUCGUUCACGUGUGCGCGUGUAUAUUUUCUUGUUUCCGACACUUUUCUUCCGAGUGGCGAUGAAGUGAUCCAGUUUCAACGUGCCACGAGCUGCAUUCUUCCGUGAACAAGCAUGGAUCGACGCGGUAUCUUCUCCAUUUCGAUCUUUUGCUUGCUGAUCGCUCUUACUGUCGCCACCGUUACCAGGCCGGAGAAGGCGUCGUUGGGAACCGCGGCGAUUAUAAAUCCUGAAAGAAGAAACGCAAGCAGCCUGGAGGAUGGCGGGGUCGCGGUUGGCUCGCGGAUCGAACGAAUCGAGAACGAAGAGCAGGAGGAGGAUUACGAGGGCGAGGACGAGUACGAGGACGAGUUGAAGGCCGUGGCCGAGUCGCACGAGGCGAUGUCGAGGGACGACACUAGGAAUUCGAACGUCUCCGCGGCACCGUCCACGCCAGGAAUCUCCGACAGGAUCUCGUCUCCCUCCAAAAACUUCGACUCGCGCGAAGUGAUCGCUGUCAAUAACAGCUCCGACGAAGAUGUCGCCUCGAACGAGGCCAUUACCGACGAGAUCGUCGAUAAAUACGACCAGGAGGUGGUCGAGCUGGUGAAGUACAAGAAGGAGCGGAACUGGAACCACGGCGAGGGUAAUCGGACGAAGACGAAGCGCGUGCCCACGGUGAAGAAGGAGCUGAGCACGCAGAAGGAGAUCCUGAUAGGGAGCAGCAACGAGACCCAGGUGUCGUCGAAGAGCGAGCCGCCGUCGGAGGGGACUGUGAAUCGGUUGAACGAGGAACUCGAGCCGGUUCGAAGGAGGAACGUGGUCGAGCCGGUCAAGUCGGAGAGAUCGCGAGGCGAGGACGAGAUCGUAGCGGACGACGAUCGAUACUCGAGGAGGAGCGACGCGAAGAAAUUGGACAAGAGGCAAGAAACGGCCCUCAAGGAUCUGAAAUCCUACUUGCUGGCGGGGUACGCGACCAAGCAAAAGCUUCGAAAAUUGGGGACGCAAGAAGACGCCCUACUGGACGAUUUGCUGCAACUUCUCACGAAACUAGCCGAAGAUCCGAGGCGAUGGGAACGGCUGCACAAACUACUCGUGAACAGGGAAGACGAGUUGAAGCUAUCUAGAGACGAGUUGGAGCCAGACAAGCGCAGUUACCAGCCCACCUUGAACCUAUUCUCAACCGAAUCCACGAACGAGUCGAGGAAAUCGCGAAAAAAGUCGAAGAAGAAGAAGAAGAAGCCUAAACAUCGUCUCUCCACGACCCCCUUGACUUCCGUACCGGCCACACCUCCGCUAUUGACCACUACAGAGAUACCGUGGCAAACGACGCCUGUUCAAUGGCGUCUGAUAGCGGAGAGACUGUUUGGACCUCCUUGGGAACAAGACGUUCACGGUGAAACCGAACAAGGGACCAGCCACUCUUCUCCGCAAAGUCCAAGAAGCCUGACCUCUAUCAGAGAUCUGAUCGAGGAGGACAAGUCGAACGGGAAGCCAAAGACUUUUCCACCCGAUAGAAAACCGAUAUUGGCGAACCAAGUUAGCGAACUUGGCAAUAAAAGGCUGAUGCGGUUUGGCAAGAUUGGAAAUCGUCAACCCGGUCAUGUUCAACAACGCAGAGAAUUCGCGAGCGUGUACGACAGACCUUCAGAUCCGGAACGAAUGCCGGAUUACGACAUACCGGAAAAUCCGUACCAUCGGCCGCGAUACGAUCAACUGUCACCAGCGUCGAGAGAGUUCCUUCGAGAGGAGGACUAUCGAGGCGACUUGAACGUUCAAUCGGAUGGAUAUCCCAUCGAUCGAGAAUACGAGCAACGAGAUUUCCGGUUGAGCAAGAGCUGGCCCGACCUCUCCUACGGUGGAUACGAUCCACCCUGGAGAACCCUGGAGGAACGCCCCCCUCUACCUCUAACCUCCGAGAAGUGGUCUUGGAGGCAGCCACCUAACAAGUACUGGCCUCAUCGCGUAAAUUUCCCACCCGUGGAGAAGAAUUAUUGGUCCGCGUUUCGCAACCAGGGGGAGGGGGAACAGGUGUCGGCGAGCAGCGAGAAGACGUGGGAACAGCAACGGAACGUGCACCGCUCCUGGAACAGGGACAGAUCGAGUUGGCCGGGUGAGAAAGCGUUGAAACCCGUUGGCAUCUCCUCGUGGCAGCAGCAAGCCGUGGAAACGAGGCCUGUAAAAUCGUACGAUCGCGAGGAAGGGAACAGCGUUUGGGAGAAGAGCAAGAACCGAUCCGAGGCGAGUAAAUCGUCGUCGGCGAAGGAGGAGGGGGAGGAAAAGGGGAGGCCGCAGAUCACGAUGAAAACUUGGAACAGUUUGACCUCGGACCCGGCCACGUGGCCGCACAAGCUUCCCGGCGCGAAACCGUGGCCGAAGGACGAGAACGGCAAGUCGUACAACCCGAACGCCGACUUGGUGAAGAAGUUGGGCCUGGACAAGCAGAACGGCGCCCCGUGGUCGAGCGAGAAGUCGGGCGGUGAGAGGAAAAAGGAGGGGGAAGAGGGCUCCUCCGCCGCGUACAAAGGGAGAUCCGAGGAUUCGAUGAAGUCACCGUGGCCGUUGCUCUCGGACCCGAAGAGGCCGAGCGAGUGGGCGAAGGCGGAAAGCGUGCAGGCUGACGAUUCGAACGCUUGGAGAAGGAAGUACGAAGGGAAGAAGAGCGCGUGGCGCACGGACGAGGAGGCUGGCUUGCCCAAGAUCCAGUCGGUGGGCGCGUGGGUAAUGGCGGCCGACCAAUCCACCUGGAAGCCUUACCAGAUCAAGCCCAUGGAACCGUCCGACGAGACUCGGAGAUGGUCGGCCAAGCCUCUGAACGGCAGAUCGGCAUCUUGGGCCGAGAGAUCGAACGAUUCCUGGAUGGAUAGGCGGGACGAUUUGUGGGCCGAGCCGAUCAGCGCUGAUCGCUGGCCCGAGAAACCGAGCGAACCUUGGUACGCGAAUACCAGGAAGGUGAAGGGAGAAGAAUGGUUGGCCAAAACUCCGCAAUCCUCCUCCUCCUCCUCCUCCUCCUGGAUAUCGAAAAUCCAGGGAGGAGGGGAGAAGAGCUCGUGGGGCGUAAGGGGCGGUGGUUCGUGGUCGACCAAGUCGAACGAGUCUUGGAACGAGUCGAAAACGAGCGAGGACAAGUUGGCGGGAGGAGACUCGUGGCCCGUGAAGGCGAAGGACGAGGAUCCUAACGAUGGCUGGGUGAGGAAGUCGGGCGAGCGGACUGGUUGGGGAGCGAAGAGCCCCAACGAUCUGUCUCCGUGGCAGCAGAAGAUGAACGAGGAGUGGAGUUACGGGAAGACGAGCUCGACGGGCACGUGGCCCGGCAAAUGGAAACAGUUCGCCUACCACAGGGUGACCGCGAUGCCGAUCUCGAAGCCGGGGACCACGGCCGACGCCGCCUCGUCCAAGUCGAAGAACAACGCUUUCGUGGCCGUGUCCGCGGUCUCCUCGCCCAGGUACGGCGGGAGCGAGUGGAGGAAGAACGAGGAGGACGCGAGGAACGAAAGUGAAAGGCGGGGCGGCGAGGAGCAGGAACGGUCGGGUAAUCAGGUGCAGGUGGGCCUCGAGCGACCCAUCUACGCGUGGAAGAAGGACACCAGCAAAGCCAAUGGAACCGACCCGCUCGAGAACCAGUUGGAAGCACUCAGACAGAUUGACUUCUGGUCCUACAAAGAGAACGAGGCCGAGAAGAGAUUGACGUCAACGAGAGCAACCACGGAGACGACGUCCUCGAGCCCCAAGAACAACUCGACCACGGCCACGAUGCAUCGUCGAGGGCCCCUGAUCACCGACAAUGGGAACGGCUUGCUCGAAACCAAUCGACGGACGAUCUCGAUGAAAUAGAUCGAGGCUCCAUCCCUAGAUCCUUGAUCUUGCCCAAUGGAUACCGUCUGUUCAAUCGACAAUAGGCUACGCGAAGUCUCCGAGCAAUUUCCAACGACUCUCUGGCCCCCUGCCAACAUCCACUGGAACCCUUUUGGCCAGUCACUCUUCGAUAUCGCUCACAAAAUAUCUUUUUUUUUCUCUCUUUGUUUUUUGUUUCUUUUUUCUCCGUUAUUAAUCAUCUUGUUAUUUAUGAACGAUCUUGUUUAUCGCUUUUGUAUCAUUUUUUAUUUUGUUUGUUAUUUUUUUUAUCUGUUUUUUCUACCUUUCUCCUUCUCUCUUUCUCUCUUUUCUUUUUUUUUUUUUUUUUUUUUUAAUGAUUUCUUGAAAAGAACUAGCAUCGUAUCUCGUAGUGUCGUUGAGUCUUGAUGACCCUUGUGCCAUAUUUGUCGAGCGUACGUGGGCGUGUAAAAAGAAUCAAUGGCUCGAGGAAAUGUUACUUCUAAAGGGAAAGAACGGAACGGAAAAUCUUGCUUCAAUUUUCGUUUUUAAUUCUUUUUUACACCGAGCUUUUAUAUUUACAAAAGCAUCUUUCCUUCGCUCCACGAUAGCUAUCAAACAGACACAGUUAAUUUCGGUAACGAAGAUCCUCGUGAAUUUUUCAACCUCUUUAACUCGCUUUAAUUCCUCUGCAUUUUUUUCUAUUCCACUUUUUCUUCUUUUUUUCUUUUUAUACUCGGCCUCAGAAUUUUCAAAAGCAUUUGCUCAAUAGCCGGUAUUCUAACUGAAACCCCCUUCUUCUUCUUCUUCUUCUUGAACAUUAUUUUUAUUUCGACCUCUUGAAAUCCGGUAAGAGAAUGAAUCCUAAAAUUCACGAUCGGAGAGGGAAAGAUUUUCCGUUGAGAAUUCUCUUUCCUUUCUUCCUUUGAAAUAAAUCAUGCUCUGUAAACUUUAUAUAAAAACGAACAACUGCUCGAGACUACUCGAUAAUGUUCAAUAACGUUGAAAAAUUUUUUCAAUAUUACUUUCCACCUAUUUUCAACUCUUUCGAUUCCGUUCGAAAUUCCGUUCUUUCUCCAGAGUUCUUUAAUCUUGAAAGAUACGAAGCCCGAGAUAACUGAUACCCGCCUACGACGCCCACUUGCAAAUUCGCGGAGCGGGGAGAAAAUUAUUCUAGUCGAGUCGCAUGAUAGAUUAAUCGCUAUCGUCGAAAGUAUAUUUAAAUUGUUCGAGGUCGAUGAGAGAGGAAAAUGUUAAAAAAGUCGACACGGUUCACCACUUUUCGAAGGGGUCGAACGUGUAAGAGCUUGUACGCUUUUGCAACCACGGGAACUGUAACUUCGCUGCGCAGAGAGUUUAGUAGGAAAUAUCGAGCGAAUAUUUUUUCUACGGGACUGAAAUUGUCGGUGUUGUGACGGCCUAAUUGCCGUUUCAUUCAUAGGAAACUGUACAACCUUUCGAGUGCCCUUAACGCAUCGCAACUUGCUUCCUCUUCUCCGUCGAAAGAAAAGGGAAAGAGAGAAAAAAAUAGGAGAAAAUUGGGGGGAAAGAUUCUCGAAAGUGUCCACCCCGAUCUCGACGCAACGAUUUUUUGUAGUUCAAGUCGAUCAUUCGUUCGCUUGUCGACGUUAUUGUAAUCGAGAAUAAGCGAGAAAGAGUCCAUGACAAUAUUUGAUAAGCGACGUUACAGGAAAUGGAGGAAGAGAAAGAGCUUCGAUAUCGCCGCGCUCGAGGAGCGAAAUUAUCGUGAAGAAGCUCGUUGUAAGAUAAUAUGACCUAAGAAUCUGGAUUAUAUAUAGUUUCGCGAUAACUUUUCACGUUUUCACGCCACGAUACUCGUUCCUCGAGCAUGGUUCUCUCGAUUCGAUAAUUUUCUUAUCGAAUCGAAAUAAUAGAAUAGGGUUCGUUAGGGAAAGAGAAAAAUUUGAAUUGUUAAAAAAUUCUUAAGCAAUUGGAAUACGAUGAGGGAAGAAAAUUAAGCGCUGUUUGGAGAUAAAUUUUCUACGAAAAGAAAAAAAAAAGAAAAAGAAGACAAUAGAACGUAUUGUCAAAGUGUCGCCUUCGAUUUACAUAUCAUUUGUAUUGAAUUUUAUUUAUCGUUGGUCGAACUUGAUCGGCGAGUCAGGUUAAAAAGCUGGUGUAAACCUGCGUGAAUUUAGCGAGUGUAUCGAUUAGAAAGGCGAACGAACGGACGGCGAAGAGGAAAAUUAGCGGAAAAUUGAGCCCGUGGCAUAUCACGUGGGGUGAUAAUUCUCGCGUAGGACCAGAGACUGUGCGUCGAUGUGUAUAUAAAAUGCGUUCAAUUAGUUUUAUCGGUCCUUGUUCAAAAGAAAAAGAGAAAUUGAUUAAGCGCUCGGUUGACGCAAUGCUACUCCUAGCAGAUUACUCCUCGGAGAUUGAAAACGUCGAUCCGAGAUGAUUCGAGUCGCGAGAUCAUUGAAAUUUUAAAUCGAGUCCGCGCGAAUUCGAAAGUUGGACUUUCUCUCGGUCGAAUCGUUUAUCGAUUCGAAAAGGAGACAGCCCGGCGAUUGUUGUUGUCGCGAAAUAAUGUAAAUAUUUACGCUUCACGGUUUGAAAGUGGAGGAGCAAAGAUUUCGAGAAAAAGAGAAAUGAAAGAUUUUAAAAAUGAGAGGAGAGCGAAAUAAUAUCAACGAGGGUGUGUCGAACGAAUCGAAAUUUUCUACGCUCCGAAACCGAGUUAUUUGAAAACUUUUAAUAAAUUGGAAUUUAUCGAAAGUGUGUGUGAUAUGGUCGCGUGAGAAAAUCGCGUGAAAAAGAAAAAAAUAUUUUUAUCCGACUUCGAAUUCGAACGUCGAGUAAUGUUUUAUUUAAAGAGGAGAAGAGAGAUCAUCGUCGUUCGAAUGAAAGAUUGAAAGGAAAAGAUGUAACGCGGUACGAAUCCUAGAUGGAUGGACUAGCGCAAACCGGAAGUGGAGCAUAGAUACGCACACACGCAUACACAGUUGUACGCACACGACAGAGAGGAAUAGAAGGGAUGUCGUAAGGGUACGCUGAUAUAUCUCCUCGAAUUUUCAGAAUUCAUGGAAAUUCAUGUACCUUUAUAGAAUCCUCUGUAUCUACCCGUACGUAGGAUAUUCGAUUUAAGGAAAAUGAGAGAAUAAAUGUCGUACGUUGUAUA
This is a messenger RNA of Apis cerana (Asiatic honeybee), 7012 nucleotides long. RefSeq lists its product as uncharacterized. The record is from RefSeq and is a predicted model, not a curated record. NCBI's taxonomy places the organism in Eukaryota, Metazoa, Arthropoda, Insecta, Hymenoptera, Apidae.